AUGUGUUUGGUGUUUGUGUGCGAUCAGGACGAGAGGGUGAUUGGAAGAUACGCAGCUCCUGGAGCGUGUCCGUACUGCGGCGGAGCUGUUCAAGUGGUUGAUGUAGAAAAUCAAUGGAGUUUCUGCUUCGUUCCUCUCUAUAACAAAUCAAAGCGUCGUCAUCUUUGCUCCACCUGUGGUAGACGGCUCAUCGUCAAAUCCUGA
Arabis nemorensis is the source of this 204-nucleotide messenger RNA. The record is from the annotation of a GenBank genome assembly. NCBI's taxonomy places the organism in Eukaryota, Viridiplantae, Streptophyta, Magnoliopsida, Brassicales, Brassicaceae.